This is a messenger RNA of Anopheles cruzii, 2997 nucleotides long. Its product is annotated as toll-like receptor 6. Gene Ontology annotation, molecular function: protein binding. Gene Ontology annotation, biological process: signal transduction. The record is from RefSeq and is a predicted model, not a curated record. Lineage: Eukaryota; Metazoa; Arthropoda; Insecta; Diptera; Culicidae.
AUGCAUUUGAGCCGAGCAUUGAAGGAGAAACGGCCAGAAUAUGGCCAAAGGCAUGAUAAGAUCAUUCUGCAGCACGACAAUGCUCGGCCGCAUGUCGCGCAACGGCAUCUAAAUAUUACCUCUGUAGUGAAUCGUGAGACAUUCGCUGGGUUGAUUCGAUUGGUGCUGCUCAAUCUAGCCAACAACAAAAUUACCAAACUAGAAUCUGAGAUUUUUUCGGAUCUCUAUACACUACAGAUUCUCAAUCUGCGCCACAACCAGCUGGACAACAUUGCGGCGGAUACGUUCUCGCUGAUGAACAAUUUGCAUACUUUACUAUUAUCGCACAACAAGAUCAAAUACAAUACCAAAUAUGCUUACUCGCUGAAUGGACUAUAUGCUCUGUCACUUCUAUCGCUGGACAACAAUGCUCUUACGGGCGUGCACCCUGAAGCAUUUCGGAACUGCAGUUCACUGCAGGAUCUGAACCUGAACGGAAAUGAGCUAUCUCAGGUGCCUUUGGCGCUAAAAGACAUGCGAUUGUUACGUACGGUUGAUCUCGGAGAAAAUUCCAUCAGUGUCAUCGAAGAGCCUGGUUUCAGAGGAAUGAAUAAUCUGUAUGGACUGCGUUUGAUAAGCAACAAUGUCGAAAAUAUUACCCGCAAAGCAUUCAAAGAUCUACCGAGUUUGCAAAUUUUGCACAUUGCGCGCAACAUAAUAACUCAUAUCGAGAAGGGUGCUUUUGAGGCGGCUGUUAGCGUGCAAGCUAUUCGACUAGAUGGCAAUCUAUUGACCGACAUAGGUGGUCUAUUUACAAAUAUGCCAAGCCUCGUCUGGCUUAACAUAUCCGAUAAUCGGCUUGAGCACUUCGACUACUCGCAGAUUCCUUCUCAUCUGCAAUGGCUCGAUCUACACAAAAAUGAGCUAACGGAGCUGACAAAUCGUUACGCCAUGGAUUCCCAGCUUCACCUGCAGACACUCGAUGCCAGCUUCAAACAACUUACAAGAGUGACGCCAGCAACCAUCCCCAACAGUAUCGAGUUUCUAUUUCUGAACGAUAAUCUGAUAGUGCACUUAGAGCCCCACUGUUUCAUGCAGAAGACGAACCUCACCCGCGUAGAUUUAUACGCCAACCAGAUCACUGGAUUGGACAUCAAGGCGUUGCGGCUGCAACCAGUUCCGAAAGACAAGCAGCUUCCGGAAUUUUACAUCGGUGGAAAUCCAUUCGUCUGCGACUGCAACAUCGAUUGGUUGCAGAAGAUUAAUCAUGUCACCUCGCGGCAGUAUCCGACCAUCAACGACAUUGAAACAGUGUACUGCAAAUUAAUGUACAACCGCGAACGCUCCUAUGUCGCGCUUAUAGAAGCUGAGCCAAAGCACUUUCUGUGCAGCUACAACACACACUGUUUCGCACUAUGCCAUUGUUGCGAGUUUGAUGCGUGUGACUGCGAAAUGACCUGUCCGAAUAACUGCCACUGCUAUCACGACAACAGCUGGUCUACAAACAUUGUUGAUUGCUCAGCCGCUGGCUAUACCGAUAUCCCGAAUAACAUCCCCAUGGACACGACGGAGGUUUAUCUUGACGGCAAUAAUCUGGUCGAACUAUCUGGCCAUAGUUUUAUCGGUCGCAAAAACUUGCGUGUUUUAUACGGCAACCACUCCAACAUCGCAAUGUUAUACAACACGACCUUCAUAGGAUUGCGCCGACUUAUAACUUUACAUUUAGAGUUCAACGUUAUACAAAAAUUGUACGGCUACGAAUUUGGUGCCCUUGAGAGUCUCUGUGAGCUGUAUCUGCAGGGUAACCGGAUUUCGCACAUUGAAGAUCACACGUUCAGCGAGUUGCGUAAGCUGGAAGUGCUGCGGUUGGAUGAAAACCGUAUAACUAGCUUCGAAGUUUGGCAGCUGGCAGCAAAUCCAUAUCUUGUGGAGAUCGCUCUCGCAAACAACGCAUGGACAUGUGAUUGCGGAUUUCUCAACAAGCUUCGGGUGUACCUGCAGUCUAUCGCCGACAAGAUAGUGGACGCGAACGAAAUUUCCUGUGUUUACAACAACCUUACGAGUAUCCUGAAAGAAAAAAAUGGAACCAAAUGUACUUUCCGCGAAGGAAUGUCCUCGAUCGUACAUACACAGGAGAUAGAAGAUAUGCUGCCGCUGCUAUUAGUUGCUACAUGUGCGUUCGUCGGGUUUUUUGGUUUAAUAUUCGGCUUGUUCUGUUACAGAAAGGAGUUGAAAGUGUGGGUUCAUUCAGGCUGCCUUGGUUCGCUGUGCUACAAGUCCAGUACGUUCGUGAAUGAGUACGACAAAGAUCGGUUAUAUGAUGCGUACAUAACGUACUCGCUACAGGACGAGCACUUCGUAAAUCAAAUACUACCAGCGACUCUCGAAAAUGAUGAUGGUUUCCGAUUGUGCCUGCACUACAGGGACUUCAACGCAGGUUCCUUUCUCGCAGAUACGAUCGUCGAAGCGGUCGAGAGUUCGAAGCGUGCUGUUUUAGUGCUUUCCAAGAACUUUCUAUACAACGAGUGGACGCGGUUCGAGUUCAAGGGUGCCGUUCACGAGGUGUUAAAGCGCCGCAGAAAGCUGAUCAUCAUCUUGUACGGAGACCUUCCGCAACGUGAUCUCGACACCGAUUUGCGUUUGUACCUGCGCACAAACACGUGCAUCGAGUGGGAUAACGAAGUGUACAGUGCUAGUUGCGAUCGCGUCGCAAGUGAAACAUUUGAGUGCACUUCCAGCUCCAAGUACUCGACGUCCUCAAGGGGAUCCAGUGACUGUAGCCAUUCGAUUUCCUCUAUACACGAUGUUUCGAAUGCUACCGCUGGCCAGUUGCCAAACGGCUCAUGUCCACCGAAUGGGCUGUCUACCACUAACUUUACAUGCCAUCAUCCUACUAGCAGCAGUCGCAAACCCUCUAACACUGGUGGUGGCAGGUCGACAAAGGAUGCCAGCGAGGCGCGUAAAUCGAAUGCGAACAAUUUCAAUGAUAGAAGACUGCCACAGGCAAUGUGGGCAUAA